Messenger RNA from Cladocopium goreaui, 356 nucleotides. The record is from the annotation of a GenBank genome assembly. NCBI's taxonomy places the organism in Eukaryota, Dinophyceae, Suessiales, Symbiodiniaceae.
AUGGGCUGUACGCGCGGAUUGAUAGGGAAGCUUCGCAUGCAGGGGCUGCAUCCGGUCCAGAAGGUUUGGAAUGAUGAUGCCCAGAUCAAGGAGCUGGAGCAGCAGCCUGAAGCAGUUGAGGCGGCAGCAUUGGAUUUCUUGUUUCCUUCCAAAGUGGAGGUCUUGGGCCAGAUUGGCCGCUAUGUCGGGCAAGGUCAUGGACAAGCAAUGGUGGUCAAGGUCCCUCGAGCCGAUGGGCCCAUGACAGUCAUGCAAAAUCGACAAGUCCUAGGCUCUCGGUUACUUUUGGUAUGCCUUGCUUGGCGUGUCCGCGUGUCUGGCUUGAAGAUACGGGCAGCGUGCGUGAGCAAGGCAGA